CUUUGACCUAUUCGUCAGUGAUAAUGAAGGCUGCAAUUGUGUUAGGAGUGAUUUUCAUGUCCUGUAUUUGUCGCACUUAUGGUGGGGCGAAUACGUUCACGUCUUGUCCUAAUAACUGGGUGGCAAGAGAUGGGUCAUGCUACUUCUUCUACCACACCCCGUUUUCCUUCAUAGAAGCUGAGCAUUACUGUCAGAGCCUGAAAUCCCACUUGAUACAUAUUGAAUCUGCAUCCGAAAACAACUUCAUCAUUGAUCGUCUGCGAGCAUUUAUUCCUCAUGAGGCCGGCUGGUGGAUCGGCUUGUCCGAUCAGCAGGUGCAGGGAGAGUUUUUAUGGACUGACACAAACGCUGAGCUGUCGGGCUAUUCUAACUGGGGAGUUGGUGAGCCGUCUGAUGUGAACCAUUCGGAGGAUUGCGUCCAUAUGUGGAUGCCAAAGAACUACACGUGGGGAGAUUUUCAAUGCAGACAUCCGCUGCAAUUCAUUUGCGAAAUGAGUGGACAUGUCGAUGGGGAGCCAAACAUGGUUGGAUAGACCCUGUAAAACAUAUUUAGCAUUAAAAACAUCAAUGUGA
Messenger RNA from Mya arenaria, 573 nucleotides. Its product is annotated as perlucin-like protein. The transcript is spliced from 6 exons. The coding region runs from base 24 to 533 and encodes 169 amino acids. NCBI's taxonomy places the organism in Eukaryota, Metazoa, Mollusca, Bivalvia, Myida, Myidae. Gene Ontology annotation, molecular function: signaling receptor activity. The record is from RefSeq and is a predicted model, not a curated record.